AAGUAGUACUAAUACUUUACCAAUAUAAUUAGCAGGAGUUUAUAAACAAAGAAUUGGUGAGGAAGAGUGCGUCAACUUCAUCGUACACUGACAGCUGCCACACUCUUGUCAAAUAGUAUGCAAAUGCAGCUAUCUCUGCAUUCCUCUUUGUGCACUCUCCCUAUGCGACUCUCCCUAUGUUCUCUCUCUCUUGUGUGGGUGGCACAUGACAAUAUAAAAUAUAAAAAGUAAAGUACGUACAUAUUGAUUAUAUAGGACACACACCUCUUCAUCUUCUUCUGUUACCCCGCACCACUCUACCUCUCCAUCUUCUUCUGUUACACCGCACCACUCUACAGACAUACACACCAGACACCAUGAACAUACACCUAAUGAAGAGGUCCUCAGCCCUAAAGAAACAUUUUUCCACCCAAGCCAGUUUACACCCUCCCCGUCACAGUGCAUUGCACAAAAUUCCACCCCUCCUCACCACUCCACUUACACCUCCAGAUAUGAUCACUUCCCUUCCCUUCGUCUCUUAUCUCGAUCAUCUUGACGCCCAAGUACCUGAGAAGCCUGUUCUUGAUCUCAGGCUGGCUACUUGUGCUGUUCAAAGCUUGCAGCCUAGUCAUACUACAAUUCCUAACCUCCGUAUUAAUAGCCUCAGGCCGUCCAAGAUUGAAGUGCUCAACAAUGUUUCGUAUGUUACUCAUCUUAACAACACGCUACCUUCAUCCACCCACCUUGCAAGAUUAGAAAACGAAGCUAAUCAGAUCGCAUUACGUCAAAUGAACUUCCAUAAUAUAAAUCAAAGAUCUUUAUCCACCUUUUGGUAUGAAGACAAGUGCUUCAAAAAGGACAAAGGCCACAUCUCUCGUGAGAUGGUGAAACACUCCCAAUACUCAAAGAAUGUGGAAGUUCAUCAGUACGUUCCGUUAUUAAAUUCUCUUGGUUCUACUCUAUUCAGUGAGGGUCCUGAUGACAUCCGCCGAUAUCUCAAAGAUCUUGGCUUCAUCACUGGACGUUUCUAUGAUGCACAGGAUUUUGCAAAUAAGCUUAAGUGUUUUUUCCACAACCAUGACGUUUAUCUUACAUUCAAAGAGCACCCUUUGGAUAGGUACAUUUAUUUGGAUCACAUUGCUAUUCUGCUCACCACUUAUGGUAAGCUGAUCGACCAUCCCAUGGCCCCUCUCAUUCCCUCCGGGAAAUUUAUGCUCCGACACAUUUAGCUCAUAAUUUGUGUUGUAUUCUAUUAUGUUUCUGCUAUUUUAAUAUUUUGGAAGCCUUAUUGUUAAACUUGGUACCUUAUUUGCUAAUGUUAAA
Daucus carota subsp. sativus is the source of this 1302-nucleotide messenger RNA. RefSeq lists its product as uncharacterized. The record is from RefSeq and is a predicted model, not a curated record. The coding region runs from base 357 to 1208 and encodes 283 amino acids. The transcript has 3 exons. Lineage: Eukaryota; Viridiplantae; Streptophyta; Magnoliopsida; Apiales; Apiaceae.